Striga hermonthica is the source of this 1116-nucleotide messenger RNA. The record is from the annotation of a GenBank genome assembly. NCBI's taxonomy places the organism in Eukaryota, Viridiplantae, Streptophyta, Magnoliopsida, Lamiales, Orobanchaceae.
AUGAAGAUAGUUUUGGUGAUACUCUCAGCAGCAACUCUCCAUUUUUCAUUGUCUUUGGGUGAUGGACAAGUGCCGAAUGGCAACUUCGAGUACGGUCCAAAGCCAUCCCAGAUGAAGGGCAACAAGGUGAUAGACCCUCACGCCAUACCCCAUUGGGAGACCUCCGGUUACGUCGGAUACAUAAAAUCGAGCCAGAAACAAGGGGACAUGCUUCUAGUGGUUCCGGAGGGAGCCUCGGCUGUGCGCUUAGGCGACGAUGCUUCCAUCAAGACCAAGCUCAAGGUCAAGAAUGGCAUCUUCUAUUCCAUAUCCUUUAGUGCAUCAAGGACUUGUGCACAAGAGGAGAAAUUGAACGUGUCGGUUGCACCUAAUCCUGAACCCAAGGACUGGGGAAUUUUGCCAAUCCAAACAGUCUACAGUAGUGAUGGGUGGGAUUCAUAUUGCUGGGGUUUCUUGGCUUACUCGGACGAGGUUGAGAUUGUGAUCCAUAAUCCGGGACUCGACAAAGUCCCAGCCUGCGGUCCACUCAUUUAUUCGGUGGCACUCAAGGCUCUAUAUGCCCCUAAAACACAAAGAGGCAAUUUGUUGAAAAAUGGCAACUUUGAAGAAGGGCCAUACAUCUUCCCCAACACUAGUUGUGGUGUUCUAAUCCCACCCAACAUUGAGGAUGACCACUCUCCCUUACUUGGAUGGAUGUUAGAGUCCCUAAAGGCUGUGAAAUACAUUGAUUCCGAUCACUUUGGGGUGCCUAACGGCAAACGGGCAGUUGAACUAGUUGCUGGAAGGGAAAGCGCCAUAGCACAGACAGUUAAAACCCGUCCCGGAAAAAUAUAUGAUUUAAUAUUCUUGGUGGGAGAUGCUAAGAAUAGCUGCCAGGGGUGGAUGAUGGUUGUGGCUACCGCAGGCAAAGAGACUAUUCAAGUUCCUUACGAGUCCAAGGGUGCCGGUGGUUUUAAACGUGCGAGGCUUAGGUUUAAAGCCAUAUCACGACGCACUAGGAUAAGGUUCCUCAGUGAAUAUUAUCAUAUGAAGAGUGACAACUCGGGUUCACUGUGUGGGCCAGUGAUUGAUGAUGUCAGGCUGAUAACCGUUCCACGCCAUCCUCGACGAACGUAA